Blepharisma stoltei is the source of this 1451-nucleotide messenger RNA. Lineage: Eukaryota; Ciliophora; Heterotrichea; Heterotrichida; Blepharismidae. The record is from the annotation of a GenBank genome assembly.
AUGGAAUCUGGCGCUCUAAAAACUGACCCUGAAAUGGCUGCUCUUUACAAUAGUAUCAAAGAAGAUCAACAUCCCUCUGAUUCUUGGCCUGAAUGGAUCCCUCCAUCUACCCCAAAACAAGACCAUUACCCUGAAAAGCGUCAAAAUCAAUUUUCACGUGGGAAUCGCAAAGAAAAUGAUCAAAAUUCUUGGAAGCAAAACUUUGAAGACCGGCCUAAGCGUUCUAAAGACUCCUACCCAAACCAUGUCAAAAUUGACAAUAAAACCUUAAAAGAACUCUACCAAAACGAAAAGCCAGAGCAUAAAAAAUACAUAUUCUAAUUUCCCAUGGAUGGCGCUAUUUUGGCCUUGAUUUCCCCACUGGAAAAUUUUUUGGUUUGACCAAACCAUAUGGUACUGGUCGAACCAAAAAAAUUUUCCAGUGGGAAAAAUCAAGACCAAAGCAGCGCCAUCCACAGGAAAUUGCAAUACUUCAUUAUCGCGUCAAAAAAUGCCACGAGAAUUGCAAUAACUCAGAGUGUCUCAACUACCAUCCUGGACAAGUACCAAGGCGUGUUCCUUACCCCAUUGAGGACGCUUGGAACUACUGGCCCAAGAUGUGCCAAAAUGAAAAAUAUUGCAGAAAUGGAGUGCAUUGUAAAUAUGCCCAUUCUCUAGAAGAAGUCUCUUAUCAUCCCAUUGUCUAUAAAGUCCAGAACUGUCGAUAUGAAAAAAAUGAAGGACAAAGCUGCAAAAAUAAAGGCUCGCACUGUUCAUAUGCACAUAGUGAUGAUGAUAGAAGAGCGCCUGGCCUUCAGCCUGAAAAGCCAAAAUUCAAUAUAAAAACUUUUAAGACUGAGCCUUGCAUUAUUGAAAGCUGCAAAAAUCAGGACUGCUUAGGGUAUCAUGAUGAAAAGCAAAGGAGAAGGAAUUUAGAUAAAUUCAGAUACGAUGCCAUUCCAUGCAUUUUUGUGUUUCGAGAAAGGAAGUUUUUGGACCCAAACUUAUGUCCAAAUGGAGACGACUGCAACAAAGCCCAUACAAAGAAUGAGAUCUAUUUCCACCAAUCUUUUUACAAAACAAAGCCAUGCAAAAAAGAAGCAUGCAGAGUCAAUAAUAAUUGCCCGUUUUUGCAUCAAAGUCAUAAGGACAAGAAAAAUGUGGAAUCUGCAGCCACUACCAAAAUUGAGCAAAAACCUGAAGAAAAUAAAAUUUCUGAAAAUCUUGAACAAGUCCCUAGUGAAAUUCCUUCCGAUUUACCUCAAGGAAAUGUAGAGACAACAUCUCAAGAAAAUGAAGACAAGCCCAAAGAGAAGCCUAAAGCAGGCAUCUGCAAGUUUUAUUGCAAAAAAUGUGGGGAGCGAGAAAUGGAGUGGCUUUUUGAGUGUGGUGUCUUUGUAUGCACAGAGUGCUUGGACCAAGAAUGUAUCUCCUGCAAGAAAAAGCACGUGACUAAGCUUAAUUUUAAUUAA